This is a messenger RNA of Entamoeba invadens IP1, 948 nucleotides long. Its product is annotated as palmitoyltransferase PFA3, putative. Lineage: Eukaryota; Evosea; Mastigamoebida; Endamoebidae. The coding region runs from base 1 to 948 and encodes 315 amino acids. The transcript is spliced from 2 exons. Gene Ontology annotation, molecular function: protein-cysteine S-palmitoyltransferase activity. The record is from RefSeq and is a predicted model, not a curated record. Gene Ontology annotation, biological process: peptidyl-L-cysteine S-palmitoylation; protein targeting to membrane. Gene Ontology annotation, cellular component: Golgi apparatus; endoplasmic reticulum.
AUGUCUGAAAAAGACUCAAACACAAACGAUGACAUCGCGAAUGGCCCAUACAUAAAAAGCGACCCCCAACAUCUGUCAACAAAAUGGGAGGACAGAAUAAACUUCUUAUUUGAACAUUAUGCUGUGAAGGGCGUGGCAAUGCUAACAUUUUUCUUUUUCCUCAAAACAGCAAUAAACGUUCUGAUAUACCACCUUUUUGAGCCUUUGAGAGGCUUGUUACUAAUUUCCGUCUCACUGUUCGUAUUUGUCCUUUCGCAGUACUCUUUUUAUAAGUCGGUAACAACACCACCUGGCGACGGGUCGGACCCAAAUCCUUCGUGUAGUGAAGACGAAAAGGAAAAAGCCAAAGAGCGAAGCAUUUAUGCUGUCGAAAACAACAUGAAAUGUGUUGAUAUGGGAUAUCCAGUUCGUUAUUGUUAUCAUUGCGAGAAGUUCCGCAAAAGUCGAGCAUAUCACUGUUCCAUCUGCCAUCAAUGUGUUGACGAAAAAGACCACCACUGUGUUUGGCUGGCGUGUUGUGUUGGAAAGAAAAACUUGAAAUUCUUCGUUUUGUUUCUUUUCUACACUGCCCUUGCUUUGUUAUGUAACACAGCUCUACUUGCGUGGUCCCUGUAUUACGACAUCGCUAUUUACUUUUUCUUCUUGAGCCACAACCAAAUCAACAUAUUCUUCUUCCUAAGCUUUGGCAUUGACCUGACUUUACUCGUGUUUUCCCUCUGUUUUUUGCUGGCCUUAAGUGCUCUGCUGUAUGGAACGAUGGGACAGAUAAGUGCAAACGAGACAGGGAUGGAGGGUGUUGAAAAAGAGCGGUACGAACAGCUCGAAGCAAACAAGACGAAACUUCCUGAAUUUACACCAAAAGGGUGGUUGCGUGUCAAAGAGGUUUUAGGGAGUGGGGUAGAGAUGUUUUGGCCAAUCGUUCGGGAUCCAACGAAGAAGAGUGACUAA